AUGUAUAUCAAAUUAUAUGAAAGUAAACCGGUUACAUAUGAUGACAUGCAGUUAGGUGAAAUUGACCAUCACAUUGCUCGUGCCAAUUUAUUAAAUGCUCCUUUAUUUGCUGAACAAAGUACGAUAGAUACAAUGCGAAAUAAACGAAAUUGUUUUCUCUAUGCGUCUAAAGCACAAAAUCGCGCACCAAAAUGGAUGUGUUGGUAA
Molecule: messenger RNA, 207 nt
Organism: Rotaria sordida
Lineage: Eukaryota; Metazoa; Rotifera; Eurotatoria; Philodinida; Philodinidae
Source: the annotation of a GenBank genome assembly